Messenger RNA from Scleropages formosus (Asian bonytongue), 1807 nucleotides. It is a transcript of the gene tekt1, whose product is annotated as tektin 1. The coding region runs from base 355 to 1572 and encodes 405 amino acids. The transcript has 8 exons. Gene Ontology annotation, cellular component: nucleus; microtubule cytoskeleton. NCBI's taxonomy places the organism in Eukaryota, Metazoa, Chordata, Actinopteri, Osteoglossiformes, Osteoglossidae. Gene Ontology annotation, biological process: cilium assembly; cilium movement involved in cell motility. The record is from RefSeq and is a predicted model, not a curated record.
UGUGUGUGUGUGCGCGCGCGCGCGCGAAUAAACUCUUGGUAGGAAGAGAAAUGUUGAGAAACGCGCGUACACGCACCGUAGUCGUAGAGGGCGGUACAGCGGGAGCGGGGUGGCUUGGACUGGUUGCUGUGGUAACGGUUUGCUUAGGAGCCUCAACAAAACUACCUCUCGCCUGCUGAACUACAGCAUUCAGCUCCAGUUCUGUCGACCAGGUCAACAAAGUAGAGCAACAAAAUUUGAAAAAGAAGCGAGACUGAAGUGCCAAACUUUAAGAACCUUCAGCAGUCAGAGUGAAGUACAGGGUGGCUUGAUUUCACACCUAAAAGCCCUCUGUGAUCACGGACGGCGGGGGACAUGUCUCGGCUCCGGCUCGUGGAGAUGCAGCCCAAGUUUCUGAUGUCAGAUUGGCAUCAGGCCAACCGGAUGCAUUAUGGGAAUGUGGAGGCUAAGCGUCUGCAGUCUGAGCGUCUGGUUGCUGAAAGCCAGAGGCUGGUGGAGGAAAGUGACAAAGCCACACAGCGCAUGCAACAGGAAGUUAACCAGAGACUGGAGUGGAGAAUCAAAGAUAUCAGGUUCUGGAAACAAGAGCUGGAGCUUAAAUUGAACGAUAUGGUAGAGGAGAUUGAGACGUUGUUAACCACGAAGACGCGUGUCGAGAGAGCCCUCGAGAGCUGCUCCGAGCCCCUGCGGGUCACCCUUCAAUGUAUGCUCGAGAGAGAGAAGCGUGUGGGCAUCGACCUGGUUCAUGAUGAUGUGGAGAGGGAGCUCAUUAAGGAAAAAGAAGUCAUCGAGGGAGUGUCCGCGCUGCUCCAGCGUACUCUGGAGCAGAUCAACGAGCAGAUCAGAUUGAACCGCUCAGUCAAGUACUACCUGGAAAAGGACCUGCGGGAUAAGGUCCAGGCAGAACAGAUUGAUGACUACUGCUCCAACCUUAGCAAUACCUCCAUUAACAUCCCCCACACAGUGGCACCAAUUCCCACCACAGGGAGGGCCACCGUUACACCGAAAGAAUGGGAGCAGUUCUCAGACCUGAACAUGUCCAAAGCGGAGCGGGAGAAGAACAACUCGGUGUCUCUGCGGGUACUGGUGGACAGUCUGCUGGAGCAGACGGCCUCGGACAUGCGCAAGGCACACCAGGCUGUAGGAACUGCACUUGAACUGUGCAUCCAGGAGACCAAGAGUGCCAAGUGCCAACUGGAGGAGAACCUAGCUAAGGUCCUGGAAGAGAUGGCGAGGCAAGAGAAGAGCAUGGCGUCUUUGCGUGCGGCCAUUGAAGACAAGCGGGCACCCCUGAGUGUGGCACAAGAGCGCCUUGCAGCACGAAGCCAGAGACCCCGCAUUGAGCUGUGCCACGAUUCGCCACAGGCCCAGCUCUACGCUGAAGUGCAGAAGCUCGAUGGCCACAUCCAAAGACUGAAUAGGAGCCUCUUCCAGUCGGAGGUAGAGCUUCGGGCCCUGAGGAGCAGCCAGCUGACCUUGGAGGAAGAGAUCCUGGUGAAGGCAAACUCGCUGUACAUCGAUGAGGUCAUCUGCACCCAACUGCGUCAACCGAUCGUCGUCCAAAAUUUUUGAUGGUGGACAGGACACUUGGCACUGUGGUGAAUGCCAAAGAAUGGACUCUGGGCAAAUUAAUGACAAGUGUACAAUGUGUUCUUGACAAACAAAAAAACAACAGUACAAAAUGCAUAAUAAAAGUUUACUGUACACCUCAGAUGAAAAAUUGGAGUUAAUUGCUGUUGUGUAAAACACUGAAUACAUUAAAAUACCGCCCCAGUGAAAUCCUGCUGCACUUUUGAUUAUUUAACCU